Molecule: messenger RNA, 573 nt
Organism: Protopolystoma xenopodis
Lineage: Eukaryota; Metazoa; Platyhelminthes; Monogenea; Polystomatidea; Polystomatidae
Source: the annotation of a GenBank genome assembly
AUGGCGCCCAGCAUAAUUCUGAUAAACCGUUUGAGUGUGAAUCUAGUCCGGUUCAUGCACUUUCUGGGCAAGUCGGGCCAUUCUCGAGCCUUGUCCGAGUCCUACUAUCGCCGCCAGAGCCGAAGGCGCCAUCUUGAUGCGGCAAUCGACGAGCCCGACAUACGGACCCGCUUCUCCCUCUCCGCCGGCUCCCAGGUACAAUACCAGCCCGUCUACUCGUCUCGGUCGGGAGGGAAUCUGCAGCCUGCUCCAGCUUCACAAUCGUCGGCCGUACUGCCACAACAUCAGACCUUGCUGCCGCCGCCCCAGCCACCAGUCCCCACCUUCGGUAGCCUCGAUUCUGCUCAAUUAUUCGUGAGCCAGGCCUACAGCUUCCUGCUAGUCGGCCGAAAGCUACUUUGCCCAAAUCUACAAUCGUACCUUCAUUCUGAGAGGAUGAAGAAAAACGGAGUCUCGAAAAAUGUCUCAAUAGUUUAUUUAGAAGAAGCAAUUGGUUGGAAGGAUCCGAAAGAGGAUGAUAAAAGUGUGUUGACCUCGUUGUCGCAACUUGGUCUUGUUGUCGGGCCGACUUAA